Molecule: messenger RNA, 7795 nt
Organism: Darwinula stevensoni
Lineage: Eukaryota; Metazoa; Arthropoda; Ostracoda; Podocopida; Darwinulidae
Source: the annotation of a GenBank genome assembly
GUGGAGUACAUGUGGCUUCUGUAUCGUGGAUUUCCGAGUGGAUUAUAUACACCAUGGGAUCAUUUCCAGCAAUUAACUAAAAUGAUGACAUGAAGCGGAUCCGGGCUUUGAGUUUCCGAGACAUCAGCUUGAACAGUAUUGCGACUGUGAUCGAAGAAGAAGAGGGAAAAGGCGAAAGAGGAGUCGGCCUCGGUUCCGGCUGGCUUUUCAGACCAGCCUUCAACCUCUCCUUCCCCUCGAGGCGUCAUUCCUUCACCAUCAGGGAGACGCGCUCUUCAUCCUCGCGCUCUUCUGGCGCUUUUCAGCUUACCCGAUCUAAAAGCAUCCAUGAGAGAGAAUUUUCAUGAGGAGAUGGUGGAGGAAGGGCAAGAAAGACAAGAGGAAGCAACUCUCGCCCAGGAAGUUGUCACCCAUGAUGAGGAUAAAGAAGCUGAACCCAGCAAGAUUUUCGUUGGUGGGUUACCACCCUCGGCAACCAAGAGGGAUUUGGAGGCUCUCUUUUCACCCCAUGGGCAAUUGAAAGACUGUUUCAUUGUCCGGGAUCCUCGAAGCAGGCAACCAAAGGGAUUUGGUUUUGUGAUCUUCAAACAGCAGUCUGAUAUGCAGAGGUUGCUUGGAAAUGAUAAACUGAGACUGAAGAUAAAGGGGAGAGAGCUACGAAUCAUGCCAGCAGUACCAAAGUCCAAGAUUGUACAAAAUGUGAAAAAGAGGGAAACCAAAGUAAAUACUGAACUGGUGUCAUCACCACUGCUUUGUUCCUCUACCACAAACAGUCCUCCUUGCUGGUCCAAUGCUUUAUCAAUAAAUGAUUUACCAAAGGAAGUCUUGGCCAGGAUAUUCUCCUACUUGGACCUCAGAAAUCUUGCCAAAGUCGGAAAAGUCUGUGUGAAAUGGUAUGAAGGAAGUCGCCUGGCAUGGCAGGGAAAAUAUCAUCUGACCCUAGAGGGAGUGUUCAACCUGUUUGCAGGGGAUGGCUUGACAAACAGACGUUUAUCUGGCCUUCUCUCCAACUGUCCCAAUCUCAAGAGCUUGGACCUCUCCACUGCCUCUCACCUUCUCAAUGCGUCUUUCACUAAAAUCAUCGGACACUACUGCCCCAAGCUGAGGCAUGCAAACCUGCAACGGACUCCCUUGACAGUGACCGGUCUGAAGGAGCUGACACGAGCCUGUCGUCUCAUCACGGAAUUGCAUCUUGGGUCUUGUGCUGAUGUGGGAGAGAAGGGGUUCUGGUAUAUGUUGCAUGAUCUCCAUCACCUCAGGGUCUUCUCCUGCACAGACAAUCAUAGACUGAAAGGUCAUUGCUUCUAUCAGGCUCAUGACCAGCUGGAAGUUUUGGAUGUGACCAAUUGUCAGAGAUUAGAAGGGGAAGGGGUGAAGCUACUUGUGAAGCGGUGCCCGAACCUCAAAUCGCUCAAGAUUGGAGGAUGUCACAAGAUAGAUGGCACUGUCCUUCAGGUCAUCACCUCUCAACUUGCUCAUCUGACAUCUCUGUCCCUUCAAGGAAAUACCAAAUUCACCUCUCUUCAACUGUCCUUGGCCUUCAGGUCACCGUUGUCAACUGAACUGAAGGAGUUGAUCUUGAGCAACAUGCCUGGUGUGGAUUCUCACGUAUUGGAAUCCUUUAGUGAGGGCCCCUUGAGGGAUUCUCUCGAAAUCCUUGACAUCUCUGGAUGCAAUGAAGUUGGGGAUGUAGGAUUGUCAAAUUUGUUUGGCUUGCCUCUGAGAGAAUUGGAUGCAUCAUACUUGGGUAGGAUGACAGAUGUGGGGCUGACCUGCCUUGCCACCCUGUUGACAUUGAGGUGUCUUCGUCUCCGGGGCAACCCUCGUAUCACCACCGAAGGUGUGAGUGAUAUUGUGAGGAGCUGCUUGGAACUGGAGGAAUUAGAUGUGAGUGGGUGCGAUCUCAUUGGAGAUGGCAUCAUUGAUGCAUCCCUAUCUGCACUUGCUCAACGCCUGAGUAACAAACUUGUGCUUCGAAUUGGAGAAAUGGCCGAAGGAGAGAGUCGAGAUACAAGGAUUGAUGCCAAAGGAAGAGCUUCUGACUCACCUCCAAAAUGCAUUGUGGAUGACAGCCCAUUACAACUUCAAAUGGACAAAAACAAGGAAUCCCUGCAGGUGAAGUUGAUGACAAGACGUCCCCGUGACCAGCUGGUCGAGCAAGGCAUCAUUCCACCUCCCAACAUGCCUCAAGCAUUUUUUGAACAGCGUCAAAAGCUUGAGAGGGCAAAAAUCGGGGACAUGCUCAAGGCAAAGAUUCAGAGUCGCCCCGAUCGACAGGAGUUGAUCCAGCAUAACAUUCUGGGUGAUACAGGAAACAUCGAUCCAUCCUUGGUAGAAAAGCAACUACAGUUGAAACGAGCACGGCUGGCAGAUUCUUUAAAUGAACAUUUAUCCCAUCGUCCGGGUCCCUUGGAGCUCAUAAAAGGGAACAUUCUACAUACAGACGAUGUGCUGGAAAAGGCUGUCAAAGAGGGAUUCCUCCAGUUCAAGAAGACAUCAGAAGGAACUGUUCAGAAACAUCCUCAGAGGACGUUUGUACCAAUUGAGGAGGAUUCUAGUAGUGAGAGUGCAAUGUCACCCUUACAGUCACCCCUUCAGGACCCAGAAAAACCUGUACUGAUGAAUCAAUCAAGUGAAGCAACAGCCACAUCUCUCUCACCGACCAAAAAGGAACCUACCUUCACAUUCACUGGAGUGUCAGCCACAUUCUUGGAAAGUAAGCCUGGGCUAAGUAUACAAUCAAAAUCAGGUGGGAGCACUGGGCUGCCAUCAGCCAGCAUGGCACUCUCAAGGACAUAUUCUCAUGGUGCCAUUCCCAGAAGUGAAGGGGGAGGAAAAGCAAAAUCAAUAAAGAAGUCCAAGGCCAAGAUGCAGCCCAAAACCCGCAAGAUCACCUUUCACGAAUACAAGGGUCCUCCAAGUGCCCAAAAAAAGGAGUCUGCCAACAAUGGUGGAAACUCCAAAUCCAAUGAGUCAUCAUAUGACUUAUUGCUGCAACAACAACAGCUGUUUCUGCAGUGGCAAUUAGAAUGGCAACACAAAUAUCCCCAUAUCCUCCUUCCAGCAAACAAAAGUGAUGGAAGUGGUAAUGGAAAUAUGAAGCAACCGAUUGUAGCCAUCAAAACAACAAUCUGCAAGCAGGCCAGUGACACUGGAACAAUGGGGAUGUCUAAGCUGGAGGACAUGAAGGUGAGCGACCUCAAGGCCGAAUUGAAGAAGAGGAAUCUCCCUGUUUCAGGAUCCAAGCCCCAGCUGAUAGAACGAUUGAAGCCUUACUCAGAUGUCACCACGGGAGCAGCAUCUGGGUCCUUGCCAAUGCUGGCUCCUUCCUCCUCUUCCAUCCAAAAGCCUGUUGCUGCCCUUACCACCAUCCCAGUGAUCAUCAACCCUGCCAUAGCUGUUACUCACCCAUUACCAAGAGCAGAAACCACCCUGCAAGGUCAAAUGGAGAUCUCCAAUGACCAGCAGACAAUGUUGGUGACUGAUACUGAUGGAGACAAGAAGACAGAAUCCUCAAGUCGUCCUUCAUCAGUGGCUCCAAUGGAAACAGAUGGUGAAGAAUCUGUGAGCAUGAUGGAUACAAAUGAGGUGGCAAAGAAUAGAAAUACACCCUCUCCCCCCCCACCACCUCCUCCUCCUCCUCUUCCUCUUCAAGGUCCUCCAAAACCCCAGGUGGCUGUUGUGCAUCCAUCAGCUCGAAUACCCAAUGUUCUCAAAGCUGGUGACCUGAAGGAGAUUGAAGUUCACGCUGUACCCAAGCGUCACAGUUCCCCCAACCUCCAGAGUUCUCCCAAAAUCUCUAUACCAGUAUUGGAGAACACCCUCUUGGUUAAUUGGACACCUGUGACAACCCAGUCCCAGGAGGUAGUGACAGCACCUCUGGUGCAAGUCUCCACUACAACAACUCAACCUGCACAUCCAGCACAACUGCAAGUGAAUCAUUUGCGAACAAAGAGUUUGCCAGACUUUGAGACUCUGAAACAAGAAAUGGCAGCCCCACCACCUCCAUAUGUGGAAACUGAGAAGUUGGUCCCAGAUGACCUUUCUAAAAUUGAAGACCUGCUUCAGAUCCAACCAACAACGAUACCUCGACCACGGAAACUAUCAGUAAAAUCUCAGGCUGUGGAUGAUAUUCUUGAGAUACUGAUUCGAAAUGGGGAGUUGCCACCAAGUGCAGCCAAUGAUCCUGUUACUCCUACCACUCCCAAAUCCCUCACACAGGAUCUGGUGUUCCCUACGGGGUCAAAUGGGACCUCUGCCCCACCUCCUCCGCCUCCACCUCCACCUCCUCCCCCCCCACCACUGCCAGGUGUGAGUCAAAGACUUCCAACAGUCAUCACCACAUUCCCGAAGGUUGAAUCAAACCGAUCGAGCCAGAAUGCAAUAGAGAUGUUGAUAUGUGAUCUCAAGAGUGAUGAACCACAACCAACACCUCUGUCCUACAGUGAUGACCCUCUACAGGCCAUGGACACAGUGGAUCCAGUAUUAGCUCAAGGACAUGUGGAUGGGGUUGGGACACGGGAAGAUGCAUUGGACUGGAAUGAAGUCAUGCAGAAUGACAUUGACCUGAGAGAGUUGCUCGACUCAUGGGCCAUGAACACAUCUGAUUUCCCUCACGGCCUCAUGACUUGCUCCAUGAAUGCAUUGCAGGAACCUGACACUCGGGACCCACUCCUCAGGGUGAUUCAUCUUAUUGGUGGGGACGUGGGGCCAUUUCGACCAGGAAUCCCUACACGUGUUCCACUCUGGCUUGCUGUGAAUCUUCGUCAGAGACACAAGUGUCGCAUCGUUCCUCCUGAUUGGCUCUCCACUGACAUUCUUGAGCAGGCAAAGGAAGCAGAGAAGGAGAGCGCAUAUUUCACUCGAAUGCCAAAUGCCCACUUCAUCCAGGUCUCCCAACUUCUCCUGAGUACAGCUGCAUCAGAUAUCCCCAAUUCGGAGGGCGUUCGCAUGCUCAUCAAAGACAUCUGGGACAUUCGAGAAGCCAAGCUGCGUGCCUCUGUGGAAGCGUUCAUCCGUUCUGGCUCCAAGCACGCCAAGCUCGAUCAUCUCACUCUGUUUGAACUGAACUCUGUUCGUCAGCUUCUUACUGAAUCCCUUCACCAUUUGCAUCGCCUAAGCAAGUCAGCACUCAUUGAAAUGUACAAACCAGCCCAUAAGUUAACAGACGAUCGAGUGAGAACAGCGGACAUCGAGUUGGAUGAAGAUGUGGAUUUUUGUGGGCUCGGUCUGUCAGAUGAUGUGUUGAAGGGUCUGAAGUUGGCUGGAUUCCGACGUCCCUCUCCAGUUCAGCUGAAGGCCAUUCCCUCAGGACGCUGUGGCCUUGAUCUCAUUGUCCAGGCUAAGUCUGGCACAGGGAAGACGCUGGUGUAUGUGGUAGUGGCAUUGGAGAGGGUGUCCAUGAAUGUGAAUGGCCCCCAGGUCCUGGUGUUGGUGCCCACAAGGGAGAUAGCCGUUCAAGUGACUCAGGUCACGCAGGCCGUUGGGAAUGCCAUCCCAGGUUUCAAGGCCUUUGCCUUCAUUGGCGGUCUCCCUGUCGAGGAAGAUCUCUCCAAGCUCAAAAAGUGCCACAUUGCCAUUGGCACACCAGGGAGGAUCCUGCAACUGAUCCAGAUCGAUGCCCUGAGGACAGAUCACAUCAGGCUCCUGGUUCUUGAUGAGGCUGACAUUCUUCUGAAUGCCCUCUCCUUCAGAAGAAGCAUCGAUCCCAUUUAUGCUCGACUUCCUGCUUCCAAGCAGGUGAUGGCCAUGAGCGCUACAUAUCCAGAGGAGGUGGAAGAUGCCCUGGCAACUUACAUGAGGCAGCCGACUCGCAUCCACAUCACGACAGACAAGCUUGCUGCCCUUCUUGGGAUCACGCAGUUGGCAUACAUCACCGAGGACCACCCCAUGCCGCUCAAGGUCCAGGCGAAGAAGAUGGUCGCCCUCCUCGACGUCCUUGGAUCCGUCGUUUUUGGCCAGGAAAUCGCAUCACAGACAGACAAGGCAUACAUCAAAAGCAUGGAUUGUGUUUAUUACGCAGGAGCACUGCAGCAGCAAGAACGUCUGGUUGCUUUGUCCCAGCUCCAGCGCUUUAAAUGUCGCCUUCUUCUCUCCACGGAUCUCACGGCCCGAGGUGUUGACGCCGAGCACGUCGAUCUCGUCAUCAAUUACGAUCUCCCUAAGGAUCCUGCAACGUACAUGCAUCGCAUCGGACGAGCCGGUAGGUUUGGUUCCUUGGGCCUGGCCAUCUCCCUUGUGAGUGCAGGGGAGGAAUAUAAGCGGCUUCAGUCCAUCGUGUCCCAGAUCGGGGUCUACGUGAAGGAAUUGCCUCAGCCUCUUCCGGAAGAUCUGUGGGAAAUGGAUACAGCCGAGUUGAAAGUAGUGCCUCCAUUACAAGCGGAGAAUGGUGCCGACGGGAUGAAUGCAAGAGUGAGGGGACCGCACCAAGGUGCCAUUUCUAAACACAAGAGCCAAAAUGGAGUGAAAUCGGAACCAUCUCGAUCGACUCGGGGAGAAGACUCCAAUAUACCCCUCGCGGAAGGAGGCGCUGAUGCAAACGGCGAGGAGCUGCCCAACGGAAGGCUUUCCUAUCGAGAUCCCGCGAUGGAGUCCACUCACAAGAGUCUACAAGGUGAACAUUCAUUCGCCAGUAAAAAUGCGCGGUCUGAUAGAGGAAAAGCACGAUGCGAUGCAUUCAAGAGCCCUUCGACCAAACCCCCCAAGACCAGCGAGACUCACCCCGAGGAGAGGAAUAUCAGAGGCAAGCCUCGUGCCGCUCAACUGCAGGAGUCCAAGAGGGUCACGAGUGUCGCUGUCGAACGAAGCCGUCACCAUGCGUGCCCGGAGAGCGGUAAGAAAACGACGGACGAAUUGAAGACUCGAGUCGGGUCGUCGUUGUCGUCGUGGAUGCAGGCGUUUUCUCCCAAGGUUACAGCCUCUUCUCGACGAAUGACUUAUGCAGAAACGGUGGAUCGUCUCAAAUCUCUCGCUCUGGAAGGAGGGGAAGUCGACAGCCUCUUCACCGUGCCGCAGAUCGCGCCCGCAGACGCCGAAACCGUACAAGAAUAUCUCGAGAGGCGGCGCGAAGAACUGGAAUGCCUCCGGGUUGGAGUCGUGGAGGCUCCCGACGCGAACACCCUGGCCCUUGCCCCUGCUGUUCCAGACGAGAAGCACGAAGGCGAACCGAGAGAGAGAGUCGAAGAAGUGGAGGUCGUGAGGAAAGACACGGGGACUAAGAGCUUCCAGAGAGAGCACGUUCUCCCUCUGUUGACAGUCGACGAAGAAGAGAACGAGGAAGCCGAAGGUGAAACCGACGUCGCCGCGGCAGAAGGCGCAGCGGAUGCGUCCGACGAAUGGCUCUUCCCCUCCGACGAAGACGACGACCGAGACGAAGCACCCGCGGAACCUGUCGGAGACGACCGAAUGUCGGCCGACGACGCCCGAGUCGAAGCACGGGCGGAGUCGGACUCCGACGACGGCCUCGCCGCCGAGUGGCCCUUCGCCGACGACGAAGACGUCUCCGACGCCGAGACCGAGUCGGCCGGGUCGCCGGACGACUCGAUACCGUCCGACACCGACACCGACUCCGAGGAAGAGAGCGGCACCCACGACAAUCCCGGUAUACAUUGGGACGCCUUCUACCGCCAGUGGCUCCAGCAGGUGCAGCAGAUGAGCCUGCAUCUCCAGUACUCCACGUACUGGACCGUCAUGAAUGGAUCGGACCAGUGAGUACCGAACGGUACGGAUCUGCGGGGAUCAAAAGGAAGAAAAUCCUGUGCUUUUUCUUGUUUUUGCAUCUCGUAUCCAAGAGGCA